Messenger RNA from Helianthus annuus (common sunflower), 3169 nucleotides. Its product is annotated as receptor-like kinase TMK4. NCBI's taxonomy places the organism in Eukaryota, Viridiplantae, Streptophyta, Magnoliopsida, Asterales, Asteraceae. The coding region runs from base 95 to 2887 and encodes 930 amino acids. The record is from RefSeq and is a predicted model, not a curated record. The transcript has 2 exons. Gene Ontology annotation, molecular function: protein binding; ATP binding; protein kinase activity. Gene Ontology annotation, biological process: protein phosphorylation.
ACUAUCACCUUUCAGAAAAAAAUCUAAACAAACAUCAUCUCUCUCUCCUUAUAUGUUCUCCCUAAUCUCCACACCACCAUAACUCCAAACAACAAUGGCACACAAAGAUGCCAACCACCACCACCACUACCACCACCUCCUCCUCCUCACCACCAUCGUCCUCCUCUCCACCACCACCACCACCGCCGAUGACUCCACCGUCAUGUCCACCUUCCAAACCACCCUCUCUCCACCCCCAUCCUCCUGGAAAACCUCCACAGAUUUCUGCACAUGGGAAGGAAUCAAAUGUGAUAACUCCAACCGUGUCACCUCCAUCAACCUCCUCUCCCAAUCCCUCACCGGAUCUUUACCACCAACCCUCAACCAACUCACCCAACUCAAAACUUUAUCCCUACAAAAAAACUCACUCUCCGGCGACCUACCCACCUUAUCAAAUCUCACACUUCUCACAGAAGUCUUUCUAGACUCCAACAACUUCACCUCAAUCCCUCCAGAUUUCUUUCUUGGUCUCUCAAAUCUUCAAACUUUUAGCAUCUCCGAUAACCCAAAUCUUAACCCAUGGGAGAUCCCAACCGAUCUUACUCAAAUCACUAAUUUACAAUCGUUUCAAGCGAGUAACGCCAACAUCAAAGGCUCAAUCCCGGACAUCUUUUCCAGUUUUCCCAGCUUGCAGUCUUUAAGGUUGUCGUAUAAUAAUCUUACUGGGAGUUUGCCCAGUAGUUUUGGUGGGUCGGAUAUUCAGAAUCUGUGGUUGAAUAAUCAAGAUUCUGGGCUUUCAGGUGAUGUUAGUGUGUUGGCUUCCAUGACACAGUUGUCGCAAGUUUGGUUACAAGCUAAUGCUUUCACCGGUGCUAUACCGGAUCUGUCGAAUUGUACUAAUUUAUUCGAUUUGCAACUUAGGGAUAACCAGUUUACUGGGGUGGUUCCGCAGGGGGUUAUGUCUUUAGAUAGUUUGAAAAAUGUUACUUUGCGAAACAAUAAGUUACAAGGUCCAAUGCCUGUGUUUAAAGAUGGGGUUGAGGUUGAUAUUAGUUCGAAUAGUUUUUGUUUACCGACUCCGGGACCUUGCGAUCCGCAGGUGACUGCGCUUCUUGAGGUUGCUGGAGCAGUCGGGUAUCCGAUGUCAUUGGCGGAAUCUUGGACGGGUAAUGAUGCUUGUAAUGGUGAUUGGAGUUUUGUAAGUUGUGAUUCUUCUGGGAAGAAUGUGACCAGUUUGAACUUUGGAAAACGGAAAUUUUCAGGUACUAUUUCGCCUGCGUUGGCGAAAUUGACUUCAUUAAGGAGUUUGUCAUUGAAUGAUAAUAAUCUCACUGGUUCAAUCCCUAAAGAUUUGACAUCGAUGCCGAGUUUACAAUUGUUUGAUGUGUCAAAUAAUAAUCUUUCUGGUCCUAUUCCAGAAUUUCCAAAAUCUGUAAGGUUUUCACAUGAUGGUAAUCCCCUUUUAGGUCAAACUAUUCCUAGUGGAACCGACGGACCGCCUGGGUCUGGACCCGGAUCGGGUGCACCGGGUGGGAGCCCAUCUGGUUCACCAAAAGGGUCAUCGGUUUCAGCCGGAACGAUUGUGGGGAUUGUUGUUGGUGUUAUUGUUUUUAUCGGGAUUGUGUUGUUUGUGUUCUACAAAUGUUGUGGUAAAAAGAAACACCAAAGGUUUGGUCGUGUUGAGAAUCCGGAGGUUGGUAAGGAGUUGAUGAAGCCGAGCGUUGUGGGCAGUAGUUCGAAUGGGUAUGGCGGCGGGCUUAGUGAGUUGCAGAGUCAAAGUAGCGGUGAUCAUAGUGAAAUGCAUGUUUUUGAAGGUGGAAAUGUUAUAAUUUCGAUUCAGGUUCUUAGACAGGUGACUAACAACUUUAGUGAUGAUAAUGUUUUGGGAAGAGGUGGAUUCGGGGUUGUUUACAAAGGCGAGUUACACGAUGGAACGAAGAUCGCGGUUAAAAAGAUGGAGUCAGGUGUUAUGGGGACCAAAGGGUUGAAUGAGUUUCAAGCUGAGAUUGCGGUUCUCACCAAAGUUAGACAUAGACACUUAGUGGCUCUUUUAGGCUAUUGUAUUGACCGCAACGAGCGGCUUUUGGUCUAUGAGUACAUGCCACAAGGAACAUUGAGUCAACAUUUGUUUGAAUGGAGCGAGCAUAAGACACCUCCACUUAGUUGGAAACAAAGGGUUUCGAUAGCGUUGGAUGUGGCACGCGGGGUUGAGUAUUUGCAUAGUUUGGCACAAUCGAGUUUUAUUCAUCGGGACUUAAAACCGUCUAAUAUCCUUCUUGGUGAUGACAUGAGAGCCAAAGUUGCUGACUUUGGAUUGGUUAAAAAUGCUCCUGACGGGAAAUACUCGGUUGAGACGCGACUCGCUGGAACGUUCGGUUAUCUUGCACCCGAGUAUGCUGCUACAGGGAGAGUGACAACAAAGGUUGACGUUUUCGCAUUCGGGGUGGUGUUGAUGGAGUUGAUAACGGGCCGAAAAGCCUUAGACGAGACCCUACCCGACGAAAGGUGUCAUCUAGUGACAUGGUUUCGACGAGUCCUAAUCUCAAAGGAAAACAUAUUAAAGGCCAUCGACCAAACUCUUGAGACCGAAAACGAAGAAACACUAGACAGCAUAUCAAAGGUGGCGGAGCUUGCAGGCCACUGCACGGCCCGCGAGCCGUUUCAGAGACCCGACAUGGGUCACGCGGUUAACGUGCUGGGCCCUCUUGUGGAACAAUGGAAACCUUCUCGGCCCGAAGAAGAAGACGGGUAUGGCAUUGACCUCCAUAUGAGCCUUCCUCAAGCCCUUCAAAGAUGGCAAGCCGACGAGGGUACUUCUAGAACGUUUGAUAUGUCAUUUACCCAGUCAAGUAUUCCCUCUAAACCUUCGGGAUUCGCUGACUCAUUCGACUCGAUGGAUUGCCGAUAAACACACUCAAUUUCUUGAUAUUUAUUCAUUUUUUUCUACUAAAAAGGUUAAAUUAAACUGAAGUAUGUUUUUCUUGUUUGUAUGUUGAUCAUUUCUGGUGUUGGAAACAUGACCAUUUUGUGAUCUUUAGGUUGCUUGAAUGCUCUGCAUUAGAUAGUUGUACUAUAUGCAUUAAAGGUUAUACCUACCGCAAUUGUAAGUUUGUAACAUGUACAUUGUGCUUUGAGAGUUGUAAGUUACUUUGGGUAUAACCAAAUACAAGGAUUUAUGUUGCUAUGACUU